AAUGUCAAAUCAAUAUCUUCGAAUAUCAAAGACCAAUAAACUGUGAACUGCAAUAAAUAAAUAAAAAAACUGAUUUUGCUGUGUAUAAUGUAUCUUAUUAUUGGUUGAAAUUUCUGAAUGUUUAUCGUGUAUUAUAAAUUAAUUUAGGUUAGGGAGGUAUAAAGUAUCUCAAGAUAAUGUCAGAAUCAUCUAAAUCUAAGUCCUUAAAUCUGAAUCCCUCACCGACGUUGCAAUGUAAAAAUCUCCAUGAAUAUCUGCAGAGCAGGACACCACAGUUUCUGGAAACUUUAUAUAACUAUCCUACGAUAUGCCUAGCUGUGUACCGGGAACUACCAGAAUUGGCUCGGCAUUUUGUAAUUCGCUUACUAUUUGUGGAACAGCCAGUUCCACAAGCUGUGGUUGCAUCAUGGGUCUCACAGACACAUGCUAAAGAACAAAGUAAAGCAUGUGAGGCAUUAUCAGAGCUGUCGGUGUGGCAGGAGGCACCUAUACCAGGAGGUUUGCCCGGGUGGAUACUAGCUCAGUCUUUCAAAAAGAACCUAAAGGCUGCUUUGUUAGGAGGUGGUCGGCCAUGGAGCAUGUCAUCAUCACUGGAACCUGACAGCAAGGCGCGGGAUGUGGCUUUCCUAGACUCAUAUGCGCUGGAGCGGUGGGAGUGUGUGCUGCACUACAUGGUGGGCAGCACACAGACUGAAGGCAUCAGUGCUGAUGCUGUCAGGAUACUGCUGCACGCUGGAUUGAUGACCAGAGAUGCAGAAGAUGGUUCUGCUGUUAUCACCAGAGCUGGUUUUCAGUUCCUGCUGCUGAGCACCGCCAAACAGGUGUGGCUGUUCCUGCAGCACUACCUGCACACGGCGGAGAAGCGCAGCCUCAGCGCCGCGGAGUGCCUCGCCUUCCUCUACCAGCUCAGCUUCAGCACCCUCGGCAAGGACUACAGCACGGAGGGCAUGAGCAACAACAUGCUGGUGUUCCUGCAGCACCUGCGCGAGUUCGGCCUCGUCUACCAGAGGAAGCGUAAAGCGGGCCGCUUCUACCCGACGCGGCUGGCGCUGAACAUCACGUGCGUGCGCGAGGGCUCCGCGCCGCCCGCCGCGCCCCCUGCGCCCCCUGCGCCGGGUGCGCGGGGCGCGGCGGGCGCGGGGGGCGCGGCGGGCGCGCGCGGCUACAUCGUGGUGGAGACGAACUACCGCGUGUACGCGUACACGCAGACCAGCCUGCAGGUGGCGCUGCUCGGCCUCUUCACGGAGCUGCUCUACAGGUUCCCGAACCUGGUGGUGGGCGUGGUGACGCGCGAGUCGGUGCGGCAGGCGCUGCGCGGCGGCAUCACCGCAGACCAGAUCAUACGCUACCUGCAGCAGCACGCGCACCCCCAGAUGCUGCAGGCGCACUCCGCCCACUCUCCCCUCCCAACGCUGCUGCCGCCCACCGUCGUGGACCAGGUGCGCCUCUGGCAGGCGGAGAGGAACCGCUUCUCCUACACCGAGGGCGUCGUCUACAACCAGUUCCUCUCGCAGGCGGACUUCGCGCUGGUGCGGGAGUACGCGCGCGCGCAGAGCGUGCUCGUGUGGCACAGCGAGCGCACGCGCACCGUCAUCGUCACCCGCGCCGGCCACGACGCCGUGCGCAAGUACUGGAAGAAGCACUCCAAGACCGCCUAGCCCCCCGCACCCACAGUGACCGACUCUUCUAACUGUAAAUAAAGUGUUUAUACCCUUCAA
This is a messenger RNA of Papilio polytes (common Mormon), 1718 nucleotides long. RefSeq names its product RNA polymerase II transcription factor B subunit 2 (gene mrn). Gene Ontology annotation, molecular function: ATPase activator activity; double-stranded DNA binding. The transcript is spliced from 10 exons. NCBI's taxonomy places the organism in Eukaryota, Metazoa, Arthropoda, Insecta, Lepidoptera, Papilionidae. Gene Ontology annotation, cellular component: transcription factor TFIIH holo complex; transcription factor TFIIH core complex. Bases 177 to 1658 code for a protein of 493 amino acids. The record is from RefSeq and is a predicted model, not a curated record. Gene Ontology annotation, biological process: nucleotide-excision repair.